GUACACUUGAUCCCUACUCGGAGUGAUUUGUGACAGAAGGCUGUCUGGUUUAAAAUAAUUGAAGCACGUGUUUUCUCAGGCUGGAGGUUUGCUCUGUUCCUUCUGGUCUCCUCUCCAGUCCAGUGUGUGAAUGCAGAAGUGUGUAGCAGUUCUCGGAGGGGGGGUUGGAGGGCUUUCUGCCUGCUAUUACCUCAGCAAGAGUCCUCAUGUCUCCAAGGUGGUGCUGCUGGAGGCAACAGCGAGCUUUGGAGGGUGGAUAAACACCACACGUAGGGAGGAUGGAGCUGUAUUUGAACACGGCCCGAGGGGAGUGCGGCCGGCCGGAGCUGUUGGGAGAAACACACUCCACAUGUUGUCUGAUCUGGGUCUGGAGCAUGAGAUCCUCCCGGUUCCUCACCAUCAUGUGGCCUCCAAAAACCGCUUCAUCUUCAUGAACGGAGAGCUUCAUAAACUUCCCUCCAGCCUCAGUGGAUUGCUGAAAACUGUGCCUCCAUUUUCCAGCCCCAUCAUCCUCAGGGUGAUGAAGGAGGUCCUGGUGAAGAAGGGGAAGCUGGAGGAUGAGUCCGUGCACUCAUUUGUGUCGAGGAGAUUCGGCUCUGAGUUAGCAGACAUAGCAGUCGACUGUCUGUGUCGUGGAGUGUUUGGAGGAGACAGCAGGAAGUUGAGCAUGCGCUCGUGUUUCCCGCCGCUCCACACGGCCGAGCAGAACUGGGGCUCGGUGCUACUGGGCAUGCUCCUCGGAGGAGAGGGGGCGGGGUCAGAUGCUAGGGCGGGGCUGGUUCAGCGGGCGAGGACAGAGUCGUGGGCUCAGUGGUCUUUGAGACGUGGGAUGCAGACUCUCCCUGAUGCCCUGCAGGAGGCGCUGAGGGGGCGAGAGGGGGUAGAAAUACAUCACAGUGCCCCCAUCAGGACUCUGAGCUACAUUGCAGGAGCCUGGGAGAUUCAAGUGGAGGGUGGAGCCACGGUGAAAGCUGAUCAUGUGAUUUCUGCUUUACCUGCUUCAGUGUUGGCCUCGUUACUGCCCCCUGAUGCCAGACUGCUGUCACAUCAUCUGCGUGAGAUAAACGCUGCGAACAUCGGGCUGGUAAACCUGGAGUAUGAGGGAUCUGUGUUACCUGUAUCGGGUUUUGGACACUUGAUCCCAUCCUCAGAAGACAGUGGUGUGUUAGGGGUCGUGUAUGACUCAGUUCCGUUUCCACAACACAAUCGGAAAGGAGAACCCACAACUAGAAUGACUGUGAUGAUGGGAGGUGCUUGGUUUGAAGAGACGUUUGGUCAUCCUGAUGAGGUGAAGGAGGGGAUGCUGUUAGAUCGAGCGGUCCAAGCUGUGAGGUCACACCUGAACAUUACAUCAUCACCUGUGUGGAGUAGAUCUGCUGUACUGAAGAACUGCAUUCCUCAGUAUCACCUGGGACACUGGAAAAGACUCGAGGUGAUGAGGCAGUACAUUCGAGAUCACUCUCUUCCUCUCACGCUGGCCGGAGCCUCGUUUGACGGCGUCUCUGUUAACGAUGUCAUAUUUAGUGGGCGGAGAGCAGCAGAGGGGAUUGUGGGUAAAAUCUGAAGUGUACUCAGUUGAUUAUGAAGCUGUAUGUCAGUAACACUACAGAACAGCACAGUGAAGCUUUAGAUCAUUAAUCAUUCAACUGUUUCUUUUUUUUUUUUUUACAAAUAAAACAUUAUUUAAUA
Silurus meridionalis is the source of this 1689-nucleotide messenger RNA. RefSeq names its product protoporphyrinogen oxidase (gene ppox). Gene Ontology annotation, molecular function: protoporphyrinogen oxidase activity, oxygen as acceptor. The record is from RefSeq and is a predicted model, not a curated record. The coding region runs from base 131 to 1564 and encodes 477 amino acids. Gene Ontology annotation, cellular component: mitochondrial inner membrane. Gene Ontology annotation, biological process: heme biosynthetic process. NCBI's taxonomy places the organism in Eukaryota, Metazoa, Chordata, Actinopteri, Siluriformes, Siluridae. The transcript is spliced from 14 exons.